Nerophis lumbriciformis (worm pipefish) is the source of this 3043-nucleotide messenger RNA. RefSeq lists its product as uncharacterized. Lineage: Eukaryota; Metazoa; Chordata; Actinopteri; Syngnathiformes; Syngnathidae. The record is from RefSeq and is a predicted model, not a curated record.
CCACGAAGACGCCAAAACAAGAUGGCGUUUGACGGAUAUUAUGGUUAUUAUCGUUCUUAACUAGUACAUGUUCACAUAUAUGUGUGUCUUAACGGGUUGAACGUCGUUAAUAAUUGUUAGUAUGCGUAUACAUUAGUCUGAGCCCACGUGGACGCUGUUCGUGUUUCGCUAGUUAGCCUAGCUUGUUAGCUGCUAACAAAGUCGCGGGAAUUCGUUUUUAUCAUUCAGGGAAUUGAACUCAAGUCACUGGGGCUGAGAGGCGGAUAUGUAAUCCAUUCAGUCACGCUUGUUUGUGAUUGUGUGAAAAUGUGCGACAGCACUAUAGCAGAAUACGAGGAGGAACUUUGUCCAACAAAAGAGGAGAAGGAGCGACAACAUCAACUACUGGACGCUGUUUUCAAGAAACAUCAAGUUGUGUUACACAGAACAGAUGUCAAGCAGCUGCUUGGUCGCCAAGAAAACCCUUCCCCUCAGUCACCGGAGGGGAGCUCCACUUUGAAGCAGGAGGAUUCACAGCUCCCCCACAUUAAAGAGGAAGAGGAGGAAUGUCGGAUCACUCGGGAGGGAGAGUGUCUUCUAGGGCAGGAGGAGGAUGAUCUCACCAAGUUUCCACUGACUGUUGUCUCUGUGACGACUGAAGACCACGAGGACCAGCAGACAAAGUCCUCACAGCUUCAACACAGUCCAAGUGAGGAGAAGAGAGCUGUGGAACGUCCAAGCAGCAGCUCAACACAACACAUGACAACAGAAGCUGAUGGAGACCACUGUGGAGGAUCACAAGCAGACAAGCUCUUAGCUCCACUAUCAGAUAGUGAGGACACAACGUCACACGUUAAUGUAAAUAAGAAAUCACACAUACAAACACACACAGGAGUAAAACCCUUUGGUUGUUCAUUUUGUGAUAAAAGAUUUCCCGACCGAAGUAAAAUGCAAGCACACAUGGGAACGCACACAGGAAAAAAAACUUUUCCUUGUUCAGUUUGCGGCAAACACUUUCCCAACACAAGUAAAAUGCAAAGACAUUUGAGAACGCACACGGGAGAAAGACCUUUCAGUUGUUCAGUUUGCGCAAAAGACUUUGUUCGAAACUGUCAUUUGACUGAACACAUGCGGACGCACACAGGAGAAAAACCUUUCAUUUGCUCAAACUGCGGCAAACGGUUUUCUCAAAGCAGAAGGAUGCUGACACACAUGAGAACACACACGGGAGAAAAACCUUUCAUUUGCUCAAACUGCGGCAAGAGGUUUUCCAAAAACUCCAAUUUGACUCAACACAUGAAAACGCACUCGGGAGAAAAACCUUUCAAUUGUUCAGUUUGCGGGAAAAGAUUCUCCAACAAAAGAUACAUGCAAUCGCACAUGCAAAUGCACACAGGAGAAAAACCUUUUUGUUGUUCGGUGUGUGGUAAAACGUUCUCUGACAAACGUAAUAUGCGUAAACACUUGAGAACACACACGGGAGAAAAACCCUUCGGUUGUGUAUUGUGCGGUAAAAGAUUCUCGGACAAAAGUAAUAUGCAAGCGCACAUGAGAAUACACACCAAAACAAAGACUUUUGGAAGUCCUCUCUGAAUGGACUCCUGAUGAUGUUUGUGAUGAAGGUGGUUGAUCCAUCUGUUAACGACCGCUUUUGUGACCAACUUUUCCUUUGGGUCGCUGAAAGGUGAAAGUGGAUUUUUGAAGCUUGUAUGUACAAAGAUGCCGGGAUUUAGACUGUUUUGUGUAUUAGAAACACUGGCUCCUUGGUAAAUAUGUAGAUAGUGUUGCGUUUUGGACCAGUUGUUCCUCCCAGGGAAUUCAAGUCACAAUUCGCUCUCAAGUUCUUUCCGACACUUAAAGCUGAGUUGAAAAACCACCAGAGACAGAAUAGGUAUUUUGUUGUAUAUAUUCUCAAAGCUUUGACAAUAUACAUUUUAGAUUGAGACCCUAACCCUAGAACCUUCUAUCCCGCACACCCAAAAUGGUCUCCCUUCCCAACGCCAAAAACCUCUCUUCCCUUCCACCUCCCUAGCCAUAACAAAAGCACAACGUCUCCCUAGCCAUAAUACAUUCCUAAGAACUCAAGGUUAACACACAGAGUUUGCUUGCUGACAGAGCAUCAAGAGAAGAAGUGGAAAAGACGAGCUGUUUUCAAAUAUGACAAAGAAACGGACGAAGUACAACUUAAAUUUGGAUAUAUGUAAAUAUCUGCCUCCGACAAUAGAUAGAUAGAUAGUACUUUAUUGAUUCCUUCAGGAGAGUUCCCUCAGGAAAAUGACAAUUCCAGCAGCAGUGCACAGAAUGGAGAUAUAAUUUCAAAAGUAAAUAAUAAAUAAUGGGGGUGUAUAUUAUUGUUUUGCAUCGCCUGUCAUCCUAGCAGUCUUGCACUGAACAGGCUCCUCUGGCUACUGAUAACGGUAUACACAGAGUGACUGGCAUCAUCCACGAUGCUCACUAGUUUUCCCACAAUCAUGUGGCAGUAAAGACAAUGUGGCGUAUAACUAAGUGUUUAAUAAAGUGGUCAAACAAAGUUACAUACAGCAAUCCAAAUGUUGUCCUCCUAUUUCCUCACUUGCGCAGGUGAAUGCACAUCCAAUGGAUACUUUCUGUAAAGAUAUAACACAGCCACACGUGACCAGCACCUCCCUUUAACCCUGCAAACAGACCCACUCACACACUGAUCCUCAAAAUCUUUACCCUGUUUCUCACACCUCAAUAAUUACUACGCAAAUGGGAGAGCGUUUAGUAUGUUUUCCUGUUUAACAAAUAACUGUCCAUGGAAAGUGAAGGUCAUUUAAAUAUUUAUUUGAAAUCUAGAAUAAGUAAAAAAAAAAAAAUUAUAAAGCGCUUUUCACAGAUAAAAUCACAAAGCGCUGUACAAAACAGAGGUGAAGUAAAACAAUUCAAUUAAAAUUAAAGCUGCAAGCAGCGUUGGUCGGGCCCGCGUAUUUGGCAGGUGCUAGUCCUAAGUGUCCCAAUACUUUUGUCCAGUUUUAGUCCCAAGUGUCCCAAUACUUUUGGCAAGUUGUAGUCCUAAGUGUCCCAAUACUUUUGUCAAGUUGUA